UGCAACGAAAGGGAGAUAAUAAACGCACUUAAAAUGUCGGUUCUUGUUGAAACUUCGCUCGGAAAUAUUACAAUUGAUUUAUGGACUGAUGAACGACCAAAAUGUUGCAAAAAUUUCCUGAAGUUAUGCAAGAUAAAAUACUACAACUUCUGCCUCUUCCAUUCAGUUCAGCGGAACUUGGUAGCUCAGACAGGCGAUCCCACUGGCACUGGAAAGGGUGGGGAGUCCAUAUACGGUCUUCUGUAUGGAGAGCAGGCCAAGUAUUUUGACAUGGAGAAUGUCCCCAGGAUGAAACACAAGACCAUCGGAAUUGUUUCCAUGGUAAAUAAUGGUGGACACAUGCAUGGAUCUCAGUUUUUCAUCACACUUGGUGCCGGUCUGGACUACCUGGAUGGAAAGCACACAGUUUUUGGUGAGGUUGCUGAGGGAGACGAUGUCCUCGCCAAGGUCAACGAGUCAUUCUGUGAUAAGGAACACAGGCCGUACAAGGAUAUCAGGAUCCUGCACACUAUAAUCCUUGAUGACCCGUAUGAUGACCCACCUGGCUUGGAGAUUCCAGACAGAUCACCUGAACCAACAAAAGAGCAGCUAGAUAGUGGCCGUAUUGGUAUGGAUGAGGACAUAGAUGAGUUUGAAGGUAAAACAGAGGUUGAGGUUCAGGAGAUCAUGGAGGAACGGGAGGCCCGUGCCAACGCACAGAUUCUCACCAUGGUUGGAGAUCUACCAGAGGAAGAUUGUGCGCCGCCUGAGAAUGUGUUGUUUGUGUGUAAGCUGAAUCCUGUCACCACUGAUGAGGACCUGGAGAUCAUCUUCUCAAGAUUCGGAGCCAUAAAGAGUUGUGAGGUUAUUCGUGACCAUAAAACAAAGGAAUCCCUGCAGUAUGCCUUCAUAGAGUUUGAAGAUGAGAAGUCGUGUGAGAAUGCCUACUUCAAGAUGGACAAUGUACUGAUAGAUGACCGACGUAUCCAUGUCGACUUCAGCCAAUCGGUCUCCAAGAUCACAUGGAAAGGAAAAGGAAGGAUAGAAUAUGCCAAGGGUUUUAAUCCAAAGGGGGAUGAUGGGGACUUCUACUCCAACUACAAAAUCAAGGACAACUCCAGGAAGGACUCGCGAUAUGACCUUGUGUUUGACGAGGGGGAGACGGUACAACAGAGCAAGAAGAAGAAGAAAAAGAAGGCCAAACUCCGUGAGUCUUCCAGUGAGGAGGAGCAACACAAGGCUUCCAAACCUAAGAAGCACAAAAAACGGGUUUCACGCAGUCCAGAGAGACCAUUAAGCAAGAAGAAACACAGAGAUGUCUCCAGCUCACCAGAGAGAAAGUCAAAGGUCAAACAUCGAAAGCAGAGGUCAAGGUCACAUUCAAGGUCACCAGUUAGAAGGAGGAGGUCAGGGGAAAAGGUGUCAAAAGACAAGCAUCGUCGAUGAUGCGAUCAAGCAAUUCUUGUCAUACAUUGUAUCCAUAUUUCAUAAGUUAUGUAAGACACUCAUAAAUAUUCAUGUAACAAUCACGUUUUGUAAAACAUAUGUACAUAUGGCAUCUGCAUAUAAAAAAAAUAAAAUAUC
Messenger RNA from Mya arenaria, 1563 nucleotides. Its product is annotated as peptidyl-prolyl cis-trans isomerase-like 4. Gene Ontology annotation, cellular component: nucleus. Gene Ontology annotation, molecular function: RNA binding; peptidyl-prolyl cis-trans isomerase activity. The record is from RefSeq and is a predicted model, not a curated record. NCBI's taxonomy places the organism in Eukaryota, Metazoa, Mollusca, Bivalvia, Myida, Myidae. The transcript has 13 exons. Gene Ontology annotation, biological process: protein peptidyl-prolyl isomerization. The coding region runs from base 34 to 1425 and encodes 463 amino acids.